This is a messenger RNA of Arvicola amphibius (Eurasian water vole), 1841 nucleotides long. RefSeq names its product phospholipid phosphatase related 1 (gene Plppr1). The record is from RefSeq and is a predicted model, not a curated record. Bases 233 to 1210 code for a protein of 325 amino acids. Gene Ontology annotation, biological process: signal transduction; phospholipid metabolic process; phospholipid dephosphorylation. The transcript is spliced from 8 exons. Gene Ontology annotation, molecular function: phosphatidate phosphatase activity. Lineage: Eukaryota; Metazoa; Chordata; Mammalia; Rodentia; Cricetidae.
UCGGCUGCCUCAAAGGAGGGAAACUUGAGCCCCAAAGGGGCUACAAAGGUAGGACUUCCUACCUAAUCCACUCUCUAAGUCUCCUUUUUAUUAUAUAAAAGACUAAGGUUUUACACCUUUUUGUUAAAAAAAAAAUUUACUUUUGAAGGGUAGAUUUACUGGUUUCUGGAGAAACAAAACAAGGCUGCCUGGACAGUUUCAGACAGUACAGACUCACUACAUGGUUUGAGAAAUGGCUGUAGGCAACCACACGCAACGCAGUUACUCCAUCAUCCCAUGUUUUAUAUUUGUUGAGCUUGUCAUCAUGGCUGGGACAGUGCUGCUUGCCUACUACUUCGAAUGCACUGACACUUUUCAGGUGCAUAUCCAAGGAUUCUUCUGUCAGGAUGGAGACUUAAUGAAGCCUUACCCAGGGACGGAGGAAGAAAGCUUCAUCACUCCUCUGGUGCUCUAUUGCGUGCUGGCUGCCACUCCAACUGCUAUUAUAUUUAUUGGUGAAAUAUCCAUGUAUUUCAUAAAGUCAACAAGGGAAUCCUUGAUUGCUGAGGAGAAAACAAUUCUUACAGGGGAAUGCUGUUAUCUGAACCCCUUACUCCGAAGGAUCAUCAGAUUCAUAGGGGUGUUUGCAUUUGGCCUUUUUGCUACCGACAUUUUUGUAAACGCCGGGCAAGUGGUCACUGGUCACCUCACGCCCUACUUCCUGACAGUGUGCCAGCCAAACUAUACCAGUACAGACUGCCGGGCACACCACCAGUUCAUCAGCAAUGGCAACAUCUGCACUGGGGACCUGGAAGUGAUUGAACAGGCACGGAGGUCCUUCCCCUCCAAGCACGCUGCUCUGAGCAUCUACUCCGCUUUAUACGCCACGAUGUACAUCACAAGCACAAUCAAGACCAAGAGCAGUCGGCUGGCCAAGCCAGUGCUGUGUUUGGGGACCCUCUGUACAGCCUUCCUGACGGGUCUCAACCGGGUCUCAGAGUACCGGAACCAUUGUUCUGAUGUGAUCGCUGGCUUCGUCCUGGGCACUGCAGUGGCUCUGUUCCUGGGAAUGUGUGUGGUUCAUAACUUUAAAGGAACGCAAGGCUCGCCUUCCAAACCCAAGCCUGAGGAUCCCCGUGGCGUGCCCUUGAUGGCUUUCCCAAGGAUAGAGAGCCCUCUGGAAACCCUAAGUGCACAGAAUCACUCGGCCUCCAUGACGGAAGUAACCUGAGAUGAAUGAAGAGAAGCAGCUGUAUUUGGUUUCUUUCUUUUUUUUCAACAACCUUCCAGUUCACUACUUCAGAACACACAGUGACUCAGUCAAACUGUGAAGACAAGUAUUAUGUUUAUCUAGUUAGAAGUUAAUGUUUUGUACAUUUUUUGUAUUAAAAAGUGAUGUAGCUUGCCCUGAUCUUUUUUUUUGUCAGCUUUAAUAUAUUUAUGCCAGAAUUUUAAAACCAACAAAGUUUUUCUCUCGUUCAAGUGUGCAUUGAAGAAUCACAUAUAUUCAAUGGUUGAUGUUGUUUUGUGAUAUUUGUACACAAAUCUUUUCUCAGUUUUAUAGACAGAAAUAAAGUGAGCGACCCACUUUUAACCUUUAUUACCACAGUUGCUGCCUCCUCCAGAACCUCUGAAUUUUAAUGAGAGUUAAACUUUUGAGUGACAGGAAGGACCAUGGUGGUUAAUUAUAAAUUUCAAAAUCAAUCAUGGAGGGAAAAUAUUUGGCGAGAACAGCAUGUUCUGUUCUGUUCUGUUAAUAGUUUUUUGCGUUCCAAGUUAAAGUGACUGCGGCAUACUAGUGAAGAUUUACCUACUUUACCAACUAAUACUUAGUUUACCAACUAAUGACACAGACGCCAAUA